This is a messenger RNA of Moneuplotes crassus, 820 nucleotides long. The record is from the annotation of a GenBank genome assembly. NCBI's taxonomy places the organism in Eukaryota, Ciliophora, Spirotrichea, Euplotida, Euplotidae.
AAAUAUGGAAAGAAGAAGGAGAGAGAUAGAAAUAUGGUCAAAAGAAAUCUCAUUGUACCAGAUAAUAAGCUUGACAGAUCGAGUAAAGACGAUCCCAGGAGAUGUACAGAUAGGAUCCAAUAUAAUACUUUCAAAGGGCGUCAAGCUUCCUUCAGAUCUGUUUUGGAAUCACAAGUCCUUGUAUAGAGGUAUGCUCAAGCAUAUCUUCAUCAACAAGGGCUCUAGGAAGGAGAUUCACUACAUGAGAAAACUGGUUGAAGAGUCUUUCAAAUCUCGCAAUUUUCAUCUGAGAACAGUGAAUAUUACCAAGUUGGACUCUAUCAUAGUUGAUCAGGCAUUAUUUUGAACUCCCAAGAAUUCACUCUAUUUCGGUAUCAGCCACCAAAGAAUUAUUUUUGAUUUGACUGCCAGAUGUGUAGGAAUUCUGAACUUGAAAGAGUUCAUCCUGAACCAGAAAAAUCUGAGCAGGAUUCUUUGGUUGUCGCAAUCAGUCCAGAAAUUGAAUUUCUCUUCAUGCUUGAUUUUUAGUUCGGAUUUUAUUCCUGUUGUCAAUAAAUCUGUGAAGGAAAUAUUAUUAUAUUUUUGCCAUGACCAAUUUAAAGGUUUUGAUUUUAAGAGAUCUCAGCUUUAUUCUUUACUUGAAUACUUUACAGAUUCGUGACUUGCUUGUGGCAAAAUCAAUGUCCAGACUUUACUCUCUUAUAAGAAAGUGAAAGAGCGACCUCUGAAGGAGAAGCAUUGGAAAUUCCAGCAGACAAACUCAGCCUAUUAUAGUCUGACGAAAGAAAGUGGAGAAGGUAGAUUUUGCACAAUUCAAUAA